This is a messenger RNA of Lathyrus oleraceus (garden pea), 1445 nucleotides long. RefSeq names its product urease accessory protein D. The record is from RefSeq and is a predicted model, not a curated record. Gene Ontology annotation, molecular function: nickel cation binding. Lineage: Eukaryota; Viridiplantae; Streptophyta; Magnoliopsida; Fabales; Fabaceae. Bases 107 to 1015 code for a protein of 302 amino acids. The transcript is spliced from 10 exons.
UCUUUCAUAUUUUAACAAACAUUACUAUUGCUGGCGUGGUGUGAGUACGACCGACUCGGUGCAUCUCACUCUACUCCUCGUUUUCAACAAUCAGUACAAUAAAAAAAUGAGUCACGGCGAGGAAGACAAAGAAAAUUCAGUUGUUGUUGAAAAAGUGGGAGGCAGAUCAUCAAUCACAAGCUGCUUAUCAAGAUAUCCCAUCAAAUUCAUCUCACCCAAAAAGGUUGGUCCUUCCAAUAUUGAUGCAGUGUGGGUUUAUAUUCUCAAUUAUGGAGGUGGAAUUGUAUCAGGUGAUCACAUUUCGUGCAAGUUUUCUGUUGGAGAUGCUUGCACCAUGGUGUUAACUACCCAAGGAUCUACUAAGGUCUAUAAAUCGGUGGGAUCUAAGUGUUCUCAUCAAAUAUUAGAGGCUAGAGUAGGAAGCAAUGCACUUUUGGCCAUCAUUCCAGAUCCUGUAACAUGUUUUUCUACCGCAAGAUAUUAUCAGAAACAAGUCUUCACCGUGUCUUCAGACUCAAAUUUGGUCAUUGUUGAUUGGAUUACUAGUGGGCGUCAUGAAAGUGGAGAAAAAUGGGAUUUUGAUCUUUAUAGAAGCACAAAUAAUAUUUUCUUUGAUGAUGGUCAACCUUUGUUUCUGGAUACGAUGUUACUAGAGAAAGACUCAUUUGGUCGUGUGAAGGAACACAUGUUGGACUACCAAGUAAUUGCAAUGAUUGUGCUCCUAGGGCCAAAGAUGCAGUUUAUCCAGAAUCUAGUGCAAGAUAACGUGAAAAGAAUUAUGACCGAGCAAUUACAGAAUCCUUCAGCUGCAUUGAGUCACCAAAAAAGCAAGGCUGACUUUUUCAUGACAAAGCCAUCCCUGGUGGCUUCUUGCAGCGUGUUUGGUCCCAAGAAAAUUGGUCUUAUUGUUCGAGUGGCUUCCGUGACAACUGAGUCCGUUUACAAGUUUCUUCGACAUCAGUUGGCUCCCUUGGAACCAAUGAUUGGAGUGCCACCUUACAGGAACAAUGGCUGAAAAUUAGGACAGAUUGGUGCGCAAUCGUGUAUUCUAACAUGCGUCAGUUCGUAGGGAGAGGAUAGUGCACUCGAAGCCACGAGUUGGUGCUAGUUCAUUUGACGCUGAAGCAUCGACUUCACAUGGUCGCGUGUCACAAACUUCUACCUCCCGAGGGCACGUAUCUCAUGCCGACCCUCCAACUUAUAAAGCCCGUGAAGCUCAACAGGAGAAACCUGUUGCUGUUGCUGCUCCCGUUCCUGAUAAUUUUUGAAGAGGUCCUUAUGACACCUCCUCACUACCUCUUUAUGCAGAACAUGCUGCUAGGCAUGUGUGAGAAGGAGAGGCGUAUUUAUUUACUUUUACGUUACAUUUGUUUCAUACUAAUUGAGUUGCAAUUGAUGUUGAUAUAUUUAUUUUUACAAGAGCGUGAAAUGAUAAAAUAUGUAAA